Molecule: messenger RNA, 1038 nt
Organism: Malus domestica (apple)
Lineage: Eukaryota; Viridiplantae; Streptophyta; Magnoliopsida; Rosales; Rosaceae
Product: HMG-Y-related protein A-like
Biological process (GO): regulation of DNA-templated transcription; nucleosome assembly; chromosome condensation
Cellular component (GO): nucleus; chromatin; nucleosome
Molecular function (GO): double-stranded DNA binding; nucleosomal DNA binding
Source: RefSeq, a predicted model, not a curated record
CCAACCUUUUAAAUCCUCACCUUCUUUCCUCAUCCGCUCUGCCUGACUGAACUUCCCACCAAACAAACAGUCUCUCUCUCUCUAGAAAACGGUUUCGCUUUCUCUCUCUAGAAAACGGUUAACAGUCCCCAUCUCUCAGUCAGAUUCUAGUGAGGAAGCUCCCAUGGCGACGGAGAACUCCAACAAUCCACUAGUACCGCCGCCGCCAGUUCCCUCUCUCCCCCAGUACCCAGAGAUGAUUAUGGCGGCAAUCGAGGCCCUGAACGACAGCAACGGGUCAAGCAAGUCCGCAAUCGCGAAGCACAUCGAGUCAACGUACGGAGAUCUGCCGGAAUCUCACGUGGCCCUCCUCGCGCACCACCUCAACAAGAUGAAGGACACCGGCGAGCUCGUCCUGGUCAAGAACAACUACAUGAAGCCCGACCCCAACGCGCCGCCCAAGAGGGGCCGCGGCCGUCCUCCCAAGGCCAAGACCCCAGUCCCAGCUGGCACUGUCUCCUCCCCGCCCAGGCCACGUGGCAGGCCCCCCAAGCCCAGGGACCCCUUCGCACCGCCACCUCAGCCCAAGACACAUUCCGGAACUGGAAGGCCACGUGGCCGCCCUCCCAAGAAGGCCAAAACGACACCGUCUUCUGCUCCGGUUUCAGUUCCCACCCCAGCUACGGCAACCGGCGCGCCGAGAGGCAGAGGAAGGCCGCCGAAGGUGAAACAGACCGCCGUGGCCCCGGUCGGUUGUUGAGCCAUAGCUCAGACAGUGAGAGAGGGAGAGAGAGUGUGCUAGUUUUAAUUUAAUUUUAAUUAGUAUGUUUAGAAUCUAGCUUUCGGCUAAUUGAUGAUUUAAUUAGCUUCUUUUCUUAAUUUUUUAUUUAAUCUUUGUUUUCAAGUUGGGGUAUGUGGGUGGAGGGUCGCUGUUGUGAGGUUGUAAUGCGACUGUAAUCCACCAUGUAAAUUGUUCAGCGGCUUCUUGGGCUUUUCUGCCUUUUGCCUCUCUCUAGGUAAAAAAAAAGGGGGUUGAAUUUAAAACCAGACUGAUCCUGA